Molecule: messenger RNA, 4227 nt
Organism: Camponotus floridanus (Florida carpenter ant)
Lineage: Eukaryota; Metazoa; Arthropoda; Insecta; Hymenoptera; Formicidae
Product: GRIP and coiled-coil domain-containing protein PFC0235w-like
Exons: 8
Coding region: 116-4150 (1344 amino acids)
Molecular function (GO): nucleic acid binding; RNA helicase activity; ATP binding
Source: RefSeq, a predicted model, not a curated record
UACAUACUGCUUACUACCAGCGCGAGUUUUGGUUGGCUUCUACUUUACAAAGAGAGUUACAAGCAUACAAAAAAGAAAUUCAAACAAAUCAAAUUUACAUAUUUAAUUGGAAAAAAUGGCUCAGUAUGUUGCACAUGAUUUAAGUAAGGUACCACGAACCAAAGAUGUAAAGAUACAAGAAGAUGUUAUGUUUCUUCAAAUGGGUCUUCCAGAAAAUAUUUUGGAUGGAUUAACAGUUGCUGGAUUUCAACGACCAUCUCCCAUUCAGUUAAAAGCCAUUCCAUUAGGCCGUUGUGGAUUCGAUCUGAUAAUACAUGCAAAAUCAGGAACUGGAAAAACUAUAGUAUUUGGCAUAAUAGCUCUUGAAGUAUUAAAUAUUGAAAUAUUAUCUCCACAAGUUUUAAUAAUAACACCUACUAGAGAGAUUUCUAUUCAAAUAUCUCAAGUUCUUCAAACAAUAGGUUCAAGAAUAAAAGGAUUAAAGAUUGAGUAUUUUGUGGGGGGAAUAUCGAUAGAAGAAGAUAAGAAAAAGCUACAAUGCCAUAUAGCUGUUGGUGCUCCUGGCAGAAUUAAGCACUUAAUUGAAAAGAAAUUUCUUACAGUUUCAACAAUGAAAUUAUUUGUUCUUGAUGAAGUAGACAAAUUAAUGGAGUUCAAUUUUCAAACAGAUAUCAAUUACAUAUUUUCUAAACUACCACGCAGUAAGCAAGUUAUAGCCUCGAGUGCUACUUAUCCUAAAGAUUUAGAAACUUUUCUACAAACAUACAUGUUUUCUCCAAUAAUAACAUCGCCAGACCUUCAUGCACCAAUUUUGAUUGGAGUCAAACAAUUUGUGACUGUGAUUCCUGCACAUCCCAAUACUAUGAAGCAGGUAAAAAUAAAAGUUAAUGAAUUAGUGAAAAUUCUUACAAAGAUUCCAUUUAAACAAAGUCUAGUUUUUAUGAAUUAUCAAUCAAGGGCUCAAUCAGUAAGCAAUACAAUUAAUUCUAUGGGCUUCUCAUCUUUAUAUAUUACUGGAAGUCAAGACAUGACUAAUAGAUUGGAGACAAUUGAAAAGUUAAGAAAUUGUGAAUGUAGAAUUGUAGUAUCUACAGAUCUAACUGCAAGGGGUAUAGAUGUAGAAAAUAUUAAUAUGGUUAUAAAUUUUGAUGUAUCUACAAAUCCGGCGACAUAUUUACAUAGAAUUGGAAGAGCUGGUCGCUAUGGAUCUCGUGGAAUUUCUAUCACCAUUAUUUCUGAAAGUGAACUUCCAUCAUUUAAAAAAUUAUUAACUUCAGUUGGUGGACCAAACUUUUAUUUGUUCAAACUCAAUUCUAAUUAUGCAGAAGAUGUUUGGGCCGACGAUAUUACAGUAUUUGAAAAAGUUUACUCAAAGUCUGACAAUGAAACGAGCAACAUAAAUACUGAUCAAACAUUUCUAAAAUUUGAACAUGGUACGCCUAUAUCAUUAUUUUCAGCAAUCAAUGAUACAUCAUCAACAGAAAGUGACACUAUAAAUAUUUCUAGUCUGAAACAUGAAAAUUGUGAAAGCAUCUCAUCCAUGGGUACAGUAGUCAAUAAUAAAUUAUCAUCAGAAAGUAAUAUUGUAAAUACUGCUAUUGCAAAAUAUGACAAAUGUGAAAAUAUCCCAUUGAAGUGUGACAUAACACUCAAUGAUAUACCAUCAUCAGAGAAUAAUAUUGCAAAUCCUAUUACAAUAAAAUUACAUGAAAAAUCUAAUACCCAUAUUUCACAAAAAAACAUAAAACAUGAUACUGUAUCUAAUAAUUUACCUAUAGAGCCAAAAAAAAUGAAUUUAAAUGAGAAAAUAAAAAUUAGUUCAUUAUUACAAUAUCAUGUUCAAGAAAAAAUCAAUCUUCAACAAUCUAAAAAACAUGAAGAGUCAACUACAAAAUCUAAUGGAGUUAAAAUUCCUGAAGAGAAAACUGAUCACGAAGAUCAAAAUUUAUCAGACUCUUAUGAAUCUGUAGUCUCAGCUGGAUCAGAUAACAUACAUAAAUUUAAAAUAACUCUUGAUUCAGAUAAUCCUUCCUUCAUGGAAAAACUAAAUGAAGAUGUCGUGUUUGAAGUAGAUUUAUCAAAUAUAAAGGAUUAUAAAAAUACACAAGGAAGUAUUGAUAUUGAAAAUAUCAUCCAAUAUAUGAAGGCUCUACCAAAUAAUGAACAAGAAAAAAAUGAAACAGAAAAUGAUAAGAAAUUGAUAAUAAUGAAAAUGGAUGAUAAUAAAGAAACUUCUACAAAUGUUUAUCAGGAUACAUGCUCUAUGAAAGAUUCUACUUUAAUGCACAAUUCACAAUCGUACGAUGACGAUCGUACAUCAAGUGAAUUUGAUAAUAGUGAAGAUAAUGAAAUAUGGAAAAAAUUAAAUGAUUACUUAUUAAUAUGUGCUGAAGAAAUUAAUGACAAAGACAAUUGUAUAAAUAAUGAAGUAUCAUUUUUGAAAACAGCUUCCAAUUGGAAAGAAUUACUUGAUCUCGAAAUUAAUUUAUUAAAUUAUACAUACAAAAAUAUGACGGAUUCUGUCCAUAAGCUAAUAUAUGAAGAACAUUUUUCUGCUUUAAAAACUUUUCUUAAUAUACAAAAACGGGCUUUCUUAUGUGUUUUUCCGGAACUUCGUAAUGAUGAAGAAGUACAAGAUACUUAUAUUUAUUCGGGAUCUAAUUCAAAUAAUAAUUUGAUAGAUAUGUAUAAAGAAAUAGAAGACUUUAAAAGUCGUUUUUGUACAGUUACAACUGAAUUUAACGCGUAUUUUCCUUAUCCUAUAAAUAUUUAUGAACAUAUGCCAAAUUUAAUGAUGUCAAGUUCUGAAAUUGAAGAAUAUCGUAAGGCAUUACAGUAUUUUAGUACAUAUUGCAAUCCCAAUAAAAAAUUAUUAGAAAUAAUAGAUUAUAUAGCAUUUUUGAGUAACACUGAAAAAUACGAUUUGAUUACAAAAAUCAAAGAACAAAAUUUACCAUUUUCGGAGAUGAAAGCAUUUCUUAUUGAAGCAACAAAAAAAGAUUUAAAAAAUGAUAAAUUAACAGAACAUGUACAAGUGCUUGAAAAACAGAUUUCUUCAGAACAAAAUGGUGAAUUGACAGAGUGUCUGCAAGUGCCUCAGAAGUCAGUUUCUUUAGAAAAUGAGACUAAUAACACAAUUCAACCUCAGGAGAAUACUGAAACAGAAUCUUCAGAAAUAAAUAUAAUAAAGAAGAAUAAUUCAAAAAGAAGUUCAAAGAAGAUGCAAGAAGCUUAUUCUAAUGAAGUUAUAACUGUCAAUCAAAAUAAACAUGAAAUACAAGAUAAGAAACGUAAUAUUACUAAUACAAUUUUCAAUAAAAAUGAAGAAAUUACAAAUAAAGAAGAUUCAAAAAAUAGUAAGGAACUGUUGUUUCAACUAAAUAAAUCAAUGAAUGAAGAAGAUAAUCAAAGUGAAAUAUGCAGUACUGCAAGCAAGUCAUCAUCAUUUGUAUCAUUCAAUGAAGAUUUAUAUUCAAGCACUAAUAAAAUUAUAUUCAAUAAACAACAAGAAAUGGCAUCCAAUAGUAAUCAAAAAAUCAUGAACACUGCACAUGGCAAAGAAGUUAAAAACUUUCAAAAUAUACCUAUACAAACAAAUGGCGUCUAUUAUGACAGUAUAAACAACUCAUAUAGCAAACCUAGUAAACAUAUAAAAUUUUAUGAACAUGAUCCAAAGAAUAAUGUAGGAAAUUCAGUUGCUUUUACAAAAUAUUCAACUUCAAAUGCCACUAUGGACAUAAGAAAAUCUUCUCAACAUUUGUUAAAACCAACUAUGCAACGUUUUUCUCCACAAAUCUCAUAUCCUAAUUUAAACUGUAAUCUAAAUACAAAAAAGGAAACCUGUUUAUCAAAUCAAAUUGAUCACCUUUAUCAAAAGAGUGAACAUAUAUCUGCUGAUUUUCACCCUUCUCGCACACAAGAGAGGAAACCAAUACAGUCUAAUGUAUCAAAGUAUCGGAGACAGGAGGCCAAUAAUUAUCCUAAAAACUCGAAUAUUCAUAGACUAGAUGAUAAUUUAAUAAGCAAUGUAUAUUCUGAUGAAAGUGAUAUUGAGACCUUUCUAUCUUCAUUGCGAAUGCAAACAGAUCAGUUGCAUUUACAGAUUUAUAAGUCAGAAAUGUUCGAGAACUGGGUUUCAUAUGAUCAAUAAUCCCGCGCAGAAUUGAACUAAUUAAAAUAUAUUAUCUCUUCUCAUGGAUGUGUUUAUGAUCAAGUUGCGGCAGCAAA